This is a messenger RNA of Marasmius oreades (fairy-ring Marasmius), 2292 nucleotides long. RefSeq lists its product as uncharacterized. The coding region runs from base 1 to 2292 and encodes 763 amino acids. Gene Ontology annotation, molecular function: protein kinase activity. The record is from RefSeq and is a predicted model, not a curated record. The transcript is spliced from 4 exons. Gene Ontology annotation, biological process: protein phosphorylation. NCBI's taxonomy places the organism in Eukaryota, Fungi, Basidiomycota, Agaricomycetes, Agaricales, Marasmiaceae.
AUGGCGCCCGCUGAACCAAAUACCCAGGUGGGUAUACCAGGAGUCCCGCAAGGAAACGUCACUCCCCCUAGAUCAGUUGAGCCUGAUUCUGAAUCCAAAACCAAAACUACGCCCCUUCAGCCACGUUUGAACAAAUACUCACUGAAACCAUCCAUCCCAUCUCCCGAAAAACGCAUCGAUGUCGCGAAUCACACUCAAGGCUAUUACUACGGGCCAAUGCCAGUUCAAGAGUUCUUUGACACAUUCAUGCCCUACAAGGAUCUCAGCUUCAAAAGGAACAGGCCAAGUGAGACCCAGCGGGAGAAGUUGAUCAGUGUAGCCACCAUGGAAUCAGAGUCGGCGAUGUACACCGCAUUUGUUGAUGCGCUCAAAGGCUGGCCCCCUCCAGAUGACGGACGCAGGAAAGUCGAGCUUGAGUUCCACGAUGUCCACUCGUAUCAAGAUCCAAAUUGUGGCGAGCUCGCUGUCGAUGUCGCUGUUGUCGACACCUCAAUCAAACAUCUUUGGGCCAAUGGGAAGAAGGUCUCCUUCUCAGAGCACGAGACUCACACAGAGUUCAAGUUGAGCAACUCUUUUGACCCGUUCGUUGAGAAGGAGACGAACCGACAGAUCGAAGAUUCAACGCAAGACUCAGCGGAUGACAACACCAACAUACUCUCUACUCGUGACUGGGGGGAUUUUGAGUUCGAGAACUCGACCAACGAUGGCAUAUCCUGUCGUGGACAGCUCGCAUACUAUGCUGCUGCCGCAAUGACUGUCCAAUAUCGCACACAUUUUUUCCAGCUCCUCAUGUUCAACGCCUACGCUCGAAUCAUCCGCUGGGACAGGUCUUGCGCCAUCGUCUCACAACGAUUCGAUUAUGCUGAAGAACCCGACUUGAUCUUCGAUUUCUAUCGACGCCUCGCACAACUGGACCGUGGAGAACGCGGUUAUGAUCCCGAGAUCACCUACGCGACAGAGGGGGAAGCCGAAUUGGCUCGCGCGGCGUUUCGUAGCUUCCACCCUGAUGGGUGGCAUGGCCGCUUCGAAUUUCCGAAAAAGCUUCACAACCGCGACAUUCGUAGUCAGGCGUUUCGUACGCUCACAACUGGCGAUUCACAAUUCGUCAUAUGUGCUCCCGUUUUCUAUCCCGACUGCUACACCCCCUUCGGACGCUCCACUCAACGUUCACUCGCCUAUAGAUUGGGCAAGGAGACGAUAUGCUUUAUGAAGCACUUCCACUCUCAGAACUACAGCACUACGUUGAAAGAAAGUACAGUCUACCUGCGGCUUGACGACAAAAGGAAGACGGACAAGAACUUUCCGAGGGGAUUCUGCCGGAUGAUUACAGGAGGUGAUGUUCCUGGCACGGUGUCCAUAGGACACCUGUUUUGGAACGCAUCGUGGGUAUGUGGUUGCGUGAGGGAACCGCGUCAACUCAUCGUACAUCGUAUAUUCCUCGAAGAAGUUGGGCGUAGCAUACGAACAUUUACCAACGCCAAAACUAUGUUAACCUGUGUUGCAGAUGCGAUGGAGGCUCAUUCAUAUCUUCUUCAUGUGCUUGGAAUCCUUCACCGAGAUAUCUCCCCAGGCAAUAUCCUCAUGGAACGAUACCCGGAAGUUCCUGGAGGUAAAGUCCGUAGAGGCAUGCUCAUCGAUUUUGACCAUGCACUGGAUUUAAACCGAACGGGACGCUCACAAUCUCCCGGUCGAUCAGGAACCUUUCAGUUUUUCUCGGCUGCUUUGCUCCUAGAUCCUAGGGUGGUUCAGAGUGGAAUAGAUGACCGAGAGUCCUGUUUCCAUAGUAUCGUCUACCUAAGCAUGCUCCACCUUCAACACGGACUAAGCAACAACCCUACGAAGCUGCAUGCUCAGCUGAUGUCGUUAUUUGAAGAUGCUCUUGGCACCCACAAAGAGGGUGCACUCACUCAAAACUUGUAUCAACGCUUUGACUGGGCUAACCAGGGAUUGCAGAAAACCUUGACUGUGCUGGCCGAUGUUAUCAAGUGGCGUUACGUAGAAAUAGCGGAGGAAUCCCCUGAGCUUGCCGUCAUACUGAAGAAACUACGAGAUGAGAAUAUGAAGCUUUUGGAGGACAGACAUUGGAUGCACAACACCAUAAGGGAACAUCUCAAGACCAUGCCAGAUCCUCCGGAGGAAAUAGAGUUCGUUGUGAACUCACAUCACCCACUCGUCACCACUCCAGCGUCGAAGAGGAGCUCUGACACUCUAAACACGUCCAAUAGGUUGGGUCUGGAUGGACAUCUCCCCGCUGAUAUUUCUUCUUCCAAUAAGCGACAGAAGACCAAAUAA